UUUUAGUGGCUGUGCAUGAUAGAAGUAAGGAAACGCUGAUGCAGUGUAAUUGAGCCUGGUACAACUAUUUUUUCGGAUGGCUGAAAAUCUUACAAGGAUUUAGAAAAAGAAGGUUUUAACAUUUAUUUGUGAACCAUAGUAUACAUUUUGUGGAUAGCGAGUCUGGCUGUCAUAUAAAUACCCUAGAGAGUACGUGGCGUCGUGUUCAAACUACGUUGCCUAGUUUUAAUCGGAAAUACGAUUUUCAGUUUUAUUUGGCUGUCUAUAUGUUUUUUCAUUACUGUUAUGAAACUGGAGAAGAUCCUUUUAACAAAUUUGUAGAAUGGGAGAAAUUAAAAAUGUCUUUGUAGAGUAUUGGAAGAAAGUGUUUGUGUUUUUUGUUUUGGUGAUGUUUGAAAAUUGAUAUUUCUGCUGUCAAAAGAAGCUUUCAUUAUGAUGGAAGCUGUUACAAGGUGCAUCCCCUACUUGCAGUGCUUCAGACGAUUAACAGAUUUCAUUCGUAGCUGGUGGCUUUUACUCAUAUCUUUAUUCAUGGGUAUCCUUCAAAGUUUAAAAAAGAACUGUUUAAAGUUGAUACUAUGCUGGAUAUGUCUUGAAUAUAACUGGCACAAUAUCCUUGUCAAGAUCCUGAGUGAAGCAUUAGAAAAACAUUUGACUUCAAUGCAACUUAUCACACAGAAUUAUUCUUUUGAAGGAUUUUUCAUGUCGGACAUUCCAGCUGUUAUAACCAGUUCAACUUCCUUAGUAUUAGCCAGUUUCUUACUAGCAAGUGAAAAACGUUAUUUGAGUGUGAAAAGAUUACAUUAUAACUUUUUUCGAAACGCUUACGUUGCCUCAGAUUUUGAAGAUCAUGUGCCAGAUUUAGAUGAACCUUUCAACAUGAUCCAGUUUCGAAAUGCUGACUUUGAUCCACAUCAUGGGCAAGUUAUUCCAAAUGGAGAUGUGAGAUCCCUGUAAUUAUUAUUCACGGGUUCUAUGAAUUUAAAUUCAGCUUCCUUUUAAAACUUUAUUUUAUUACUAUAUAUGUAAUGCAUGAUUUACAGCUUCCAGCAUUAUACAUUUUUAUUCAAUGUUCAAAUGAUUUUUAGGACUAAUUUUUAUAUUUUAUUUUUAACAAUA
Stegodyphus dumicola is the source of this 1119-nucleotide messenger RNA. RefSeq lists its product as uncharacterized. NCBI's taxonomy places the organism in Eukaryota, Metazoa, Arthropoda, Arachnida, Araneae, Eresidae. The record is from RefSeq and is a predicted model, not a curated record.